AUGGAAAUCCUGUGGAUGAGAGAUGUACAAUGGUGUUCACCGAUACACAAUGAUAAAAAGAGAAUGUUUGGAAACCAAUAUUUGAACACAGGACUGAAGUGUUAUAAGGAUCAAUCCAGUAUGCUAAAAUUAUCCAUUAACCAAGAGCUGCACCGUUUAGUUGUUGAAGAAUAUCCGCAAGUGUUAGCAGUAACUGCAAGACUUGAAGCUGGAACAAACCUAACAAAGAUCAUCAUUCUCUUUACCAAAUCUGCAGCUCUCACUUGUGUACUGAUUGCCUACCUCGAGUUGGUGGAGAAUGAAAACAAUGUGACAGAAUUCAUUCUAUUGAGACUCACACAGGACCCAAGGAUGCAGAAAAGUAUCUCUGUUGUCUUUUUAAUAAUCUACAUCGUCACCGUGGGAAACCUGAUCAUUGUGGUCUUUGGAGAGCAUUUUAUUGGCGGGGCUGAGACCAUUCUCCUCACGGUGAUGGCCUAUGCCCAUUCCGUGGCGAUAUGUAAGCCAUUGCACUACACUACCAUCAUGAGCAGACAUCUCUGUAGAUCACUGGUGGCUGUGGCCUGGGCCAGAGGCUUUCUUCACGCCACAAUUCAAAAUAUCUUCAUGGCACAUUUACCAUUUUUUGGCCCCAAUGUCAUCGACCACUUUAUGUGCGAUUUAUACCCUUUGCUGAAACUGCUCUGCUCCGAUACUCACACCUUGAGCGUGCUGGGUGCUGCUACCAGUGGUGGCAUGUGCGUGUUAAUCUUUGUCCUGUUGAUGAUUUUCUAUGCCUUCAUCUUGCACUCCCUGAAGACCCACAGUGCCGUGGGUAGACUCAAAGCUCUCUCCACCUGUGCCUCCGACUUCAUCGUUGUCAUCUUCUUCUUUAUUCCGUGCAUCUUUGAAUAUGUGCAGCACACAACUUCCUCAUCCAUUGACAAGGCUGUUGCAGUAUUUUAUAUUAUGAUAACCCCCAUGCUAAAUCCCUUCAUCUACACAUUGAGAAAUGCAGUGAUGAUAAAAGCCAUUAAAAUGUCACUAAGCAAAACAGUGUCUUUUGCCCUUGAAUAA
Tachyglossus aculeatus (Australian echidna) is the source of this 1056-nucleotide messenger RNA. Its product is annotated as olfactory receptor 4C46-like. Gene Ontology annotation, biological process: G protein-coupled receptor signaling pathway. Gene Ontology annotation, molecular function: olfactory receptor activity. Gene Ontology annotation, cellular component: membrane. Bases 1 to 1056 code for a protein of 351 amino acids. Lineage: Eukaryota; Metazoa; Chordata; Mammalia; Monotremata; Tachyglossidae. The record is from RefSeq and is a predicted model, not a curated record. The transcript has 4 exons.